GAAAAUUCGAAUUAUAACAACAUCUCUGACAAAUUUUCUCUAUGACAAGAAAUUAUUACUUGAAUAAGCUUGAGAAGUGUGAUUUUUUGCUCGAUUUCGGGGAUGGAAAAUGACAGAUUUAUCCAGGUGUGAAACGAGAUGCAAGAGAAUAAUGUCUUGGUGCGGUUAAAAUUUGCAUCACAUGGGAGUGAAGAUUAGUCUCCAAUCGACCUUGAUUUAUGAUGCUUUUUCAACUUUUCUACUCAAGAAGUGCUUGAUGAACGUGCCCUGAAAUUAUUACAAGUCUUUUGGAAUAACAAACAUCUUUUCAGGAUCCCAUGACUGCGAGAAUCCCUAUAGUUGCUAUAGGAGCACUUAUUAUGGCAGGAUCAUUGAUCAAUUGUUUAAGCCAAGAUAAAUACCAUACAACACGGUGCCUUCGAGUUUGCGGCUUGAACGAACGGAAAACUUUGACAAAGUCAGCCCAGGCAUUUCAAUCUCUUUCCUGCUACCAUUGUCUAAGGAGGAGGAGAGAUGUCGGUGGAAAUGUCUCUACAGUGGAGCGCCAUAAAAGAUCUAUUUUUGCCCGUGAUUGUGGGGACACGGCCAGUAACGGAACACUUUUACCUGAACAACAGUUAACAUCCAGCAGGCCAAAUGUAACCUUUGGACAAUACGAAAAAACAGUUAACUGGUAUGCAAAUGUGUCUUGGAAUCCAGUAAAAGAUCCCGAUGGCGUCUUUAAAGGCUACCUGGUUAAUUUAGGGUUCGGUUCCCGGCUAGGUAUACUUUGCUCUGUGUUGCCCAAGAACCAAACGUAUCUCAGCAUUAAUAUCUCUCAUUAUGGCUAUACUUACCCGGAAAAUAUUUAUCUAUUAAUUCAAAGCAUACCCUCCAAUGUGAGUGAUCAUGAGAUGGAAAGCUUUGUUAACGACGUAAGAAUACCAACGUCAACAUCGCCAUCAACACCACGAACAACAAUGGCAGAAACAACUGCAAAAACGACGGUAGAAACAUCAACAGCCGCUAAAGCACCAACAAGGGAGAUAACAUCGAAAGGUGAGACGAAUUACUUAGUAGUCAAGAUCCUUUUAAAACAAUUAUCUUUGAAUAAAUAG
Messenger RNA from Pocillopora damicornis (cauliflower coral), 1097 nucleotides. RefSeq lists its product as uncharacterized. The record is from RefSeq and is a predicted model, not a curated record. Lineage: Eukaryota; Metazoa; Cnidaria; Anthozoa; Scleractinia; Pocilloporidae.